Molecule: messenger RNA, 2255 nt
Organism: Prosopis cineraria
Lineage: Eukaryota; Viridiplantae; Streptophyta; Magnoliopsida; Fabales; Fabaceae
Product: probable anion transporter 4, chloroplastic
Biological process (GO): transmembrane transport
Cellular component (GO): plastid
Molecular function (GO): phosphate transmembrane transporter activity
Source: RefSeq, a predicted model, not a curated record
GAGCUCGCCAACUGGACCCUCCCGAUGUUGAAAAAAUCCACUGCUUUGCUACAUCACUGUUUCCGCGCGCCGCCCGAUGUCCUCCGUCCUCCCUCCCUCUGCUUCCUUACCCAAGGGAGCAAUCGACCCGAAACCCAUCCGACGCUCACGAAUCCAUACCAGACCCACCUCCCUUCAAUCACCAAACCUUCAUCUCGUCUCUUUGAGUUUCUUCGUACACAAAAACCCCAACUCGUUUUUCACACACAAUAUUCAAUCUUGGAAUGCCUCCACUGCUUUCCGCCGCGUUCUUUCUCUUCCCCGACCUAAGGUGUCGUCCGAAGAUGCCCAAUUCAACUCGAUUCCUGGGGACAAGCAGGUUCCGCAUCGGCAGCAGCCGAAUUUCGCUGAGUUCAUCACUUCGGAGAGAGUCAUGGUGGCGAUGCUUGCUUUAGCUCUGGCGCUUUGCAAUGCUGAUCGUGUAGUUAUGUCGGUGGCCAUCGUGCCUUUGUCGCUUGCUAACGGGUGGAGCCGCUCGUUCUCUGGAAUUGUUCAGUCAGCUUUCCUGUGGGGCUAUCUGGUUUCACCUAUAGCCGGAGGAGUAUUAGUGGAUAACUUUGGUGGCAAAGUGGUCAUGGCCUGGGGUGUGGCUCUGUGGUCGCUGGCUACUUUUCUUACUCCGUGGGCUGCAGAGACUUCCUUGUGGGCACUGCUUGCCGUUCGUGCUUUGCUUGGCAUGGCGGAAGGAGUGGCUCUUCCUUCCAUGAAUAACAUGGUGGCGAGGUGGUUUCCUCAAACAGAAAGGUCAAGAGCUGUUGGAAUUGCAAUGGCUGGGUUUCAGAUUGGGUCUGCAAUAGGGCUUACGCUUUCCCCAAUCCUUAUGUCAAAAGGUGGUAUAUUUGGACCAUUUGUAAUUUUUGGAUUGUCAGGGUUUCUUUGGGUUCUGGUGUGGUUAUCAGCAACAUCAAGCACUCCAGAUCGAAGUCCUCAGAUAUCAAAAUAUGAGUUGGAGUAUAUAUUGAAUAAAAGGAAAAAAUCCUUUGCUGUGGAGACAAUAAAACCUAGUGGAAGUAAAGUUAAAGUGAGCCCACCUUUCAGGCGCUUGCUUUCAAAGCUACCAACAUGGGCCUUGCUUGUUGCAAAUGGCAUGCACAGCUGGGGAUUUUUUGUUUUUCUUUCCUGGAUGCCCAUAUACUUCAGCUCAGUAUAUCGUGUGGAUCUCAGACAUGCAGCAUGGUUUAGUGCUGUUCCAUGGGUUCUGAUGGCUAUCAUGAAUUACGUGGCUGGCUUUUGGGCAGAUAUGAUGAUACAAAGUGGUCUAAGUGUCACUUUGACUCGCAAGAUCAUGCAAUCCAUUGGCUUUGUUGGUCCUGGAAUAUGUCUCAUCAGUUUGGUAACGGCCAAAAUUCCAUCAAUUGCUUCUGCCUGGCUUACUUUAGCAUUUGGCUUGAAAUCUUUCAGCCACUUUGGUUUCCUAGUGAACAUUCAGGAGAUUGCACCACAAUAUUCUGGCGUUCUACACGGAAUGGCACUCACUGCUGGAACAUUGGCUGCUAUAAUUGGCACAGUUGGAACUGGUUUUUUUGUUGAUAUUAUUGGGUCUUUCCAAGGAUUUCUUUGCUUACAUCACUCCUUUAUUUUCUUUCUGCUCUUUUCUACAACCUCUUCUCUACUGGGGAUAAAGUAAUUUUUGAUGAACCUGUCGUUUGAUGUAUAUGGAACUGCUACGCUUACAGUACAGUGUCUUGUGUACAAAGGAGUACAAGAAUCUUGUCGUGUGGAAGAAGCUGACCUAUUGUCGUUUGUAAAUUCAAUGCCUUGUAUAUCAUCUAUCUGGGGUCCUCUGGUCCUCUGCUUCAGGUGCAUCUGGAGUACAAGGGUUUCCCUGAUAUGGAGAAUAUAUUGAAGUGACCAAGCAAAAAGAGAAAGGAAAGAAGAAAGAAAGUGUAGAAGAUGAUAAUGGUGCUGAGUUGGUUUGCUUGGCUGAAGGAUUUUAGUUACAAAUGAAUCAGCAAGUCGAUAAAGAGAUGGUGGAUCAUGAUAAGUUGCGCAAGCAACUUGUUAGUUGCCUAAUCCUUUUACAAGAAAGAAGAGAGAACUUUUACGUUAAACUUAGAAGCUAAUAAUCCAAAUUCUAAUAAAAAUAAAUAAAUUUAAGGAGAAAACAGAUUUGCAAAUGUAUUUAAUCGGAAGGUGAUUGUUUUGUUUCUUUUUAUGCCCAGCUUCAAUCUCAACCUUUCAGCAUUUAUAUGGUAAGUGUAUAAUGUGUUGUGCUA